AUGACGUCGUUCCACACGCCUAAGCUACAUGGUUACUCUGUGAAGUUCUCACCUUUUACUCCAACAAGGUUUGCAUGUGUAGCAUGUGAACAAUAUGGGAUAGCAGGCAAUGCAGUGCUACUUGUAUUUGACUUCCACCCUGACUUGAGCGGUCCUCCUGUAGUGGUACAGACUUGUAACUGGGUAGAUGGUUUGUUUGACCUCGCAUGGAGUGAAAUAGAUCCAGAUAUUUGUGUAACAGCUGGCGGAGAUGGUGCUAUUCAAAUAUGGAAUGUUUUAAAUAAGGAUCCACUUGCUGUGUUAAAGAGCCAUGAGAAGGAAGUUUAUUCGGUAGAUUGGAGUCAUAAGGGAGAAAAGAACCUUGUUGUAUCUGUAUCAUGGGAUGGGAGUGCAAAGAUAUGGGAUGUUGGGUCAGGACGUAAUGAACCCAUAUCUGCAGUGCAUGGACAUCAAGGUGUUGUGUAUAGUGGUGUGUGGUCACCUCAUGUACCAGGAUCCUUUGCUACAGCAUCAGGUUGGAGUGAUGUAAUGUGCUCACUGCUGUGUUUUGAAAUUUAA
Messenger RNA from Ciona intestinalis (vase tunicate), 558 nucleotides. Lineage: Eukaryota; Metazoa; Chordata; Ascidiacea; Phlebobranchia; Cionidae. The record is from RefSeq and is a predicted model, not a curated record.